AUGGUCAAUCAGAAGAAACAUCCUCUAGCUAGUAUUCUAAAUGGCAUGCCCACAAUCCGCGAACGAGUCGAAGCCCGUCGUCAAGCCUUAAAUGAAAAGAGACAGCAAAACGGACGAGUACGUUAUGAAGAUCCCACUAGGACAUUAAAGGUUCAUCCGGGAGUUUCAAGUGAAGCGUCGAUGCAAAAGUACUCUCAGCUUCAAAUCGAGCGCGACGAGUUACGCAGAAGUCAAGAUCAAGAAAACGCGCCGUUGUCUCUCUCCAACGAACCAAUCCGGAAGAUCAAUCUCCCCAACAACUACGCACAGAACCACCCAGAGCUUCCUCGCUAUCAACCGCCAGCGCUCCGAGGUCCAAGGGAUAACGCAUCAGGACGAUAUGCCCAGUUUCUCUGGACGGAGAAUGAGAUGGCGAGGAAUAACGGGUGUGUGGAUUUACGGAGACUGUUGACGGAUCGACAGCAAGUGUUCCGGAAUGCGAGGGCGGUUGCGGAGGCGGAGAGGUUGAAGAGGGGGGUGCUGGUGGCGGUUGGGAAUUGGAUUGCGGGGUGUAGGGGGGAGGGGUGUGAGGGGUUUGUGGGGAGGGGAUGA
Messenger RNA from Glarea lozoyensis ATCC 20868, 591 nucleotides. RefSeq lists its product as uncharacterized. The transcript has 2 exons. Bases 1 to 591 code for a protein of 196 amino acids. Lineage: Eukaryota; Fungi; Ascomycota; Leotiomycetes; Helotiales; Helotiaceae. The record is from RefSeq and is a predicted model, not a curated record.